Pogoniulus pusillus (Red-fronted tinkerbird) is the source of this 1603-nucleotide messenger RNA. RefSeq lists its product as uncharacterized. Gene Ontology annotation, cellular component: cytoplasm. The record is from RefSeq and is a predicted model, not a curated record. Lineage: Eukaryota; Metazoa; Chordata; Aves; Piciformes; Lybiidae. Gene Ontology annotation, molecular function: A2-type glycerophospholipase activity; glycerophospholipid phospholipase A1 activity. The transcript has 10 exons. Bases 375 to 1313 code for a protein of 312 amino acids. Gene Ontology annotation, biological process: N-acylphosphatidylethanolamine metabolic process.
AGUCGUGGGGAAUGUGGAUGUUGGGUGCCACAGCAGAGGGCUGGAACUCAGGAGCACCUCCAGGAUAUCCCAGGUGGCCUCUCCCUGUUCCCAAAUCGAACAUUCAGCUGCAGUUGGCAGCUCAGACCCAGCCUGAAGAAGCAGAAAGUUGCAGGCAGCAGGCACAGAGUUUGUGCUGUGCUCAGGUUUCGAUUUCAGUUUUCCAACCCUCUCACGACCACAGGAAGUAAGAAAGCUCAGCUUGGGUCCAGCUCGUCCCAACCCAGCCCAGCCCAGCUCAUUUCGCACAGCCCUUGUUGGAGGUGCGAGCAGCGCUGCGCCAGCCCCAGCUCCGUCCCCAGCUCCGUCCCCAGCUCCGUCCCAGGACACCGCCGAUGGCUCUUUCGAUCUCGAGCAGUUGUGAGAAGCUGUAUAAGGUGAUUAAGUUUCUGCUGAACAACUGGGGGAAGGUCUUUGAUGAUGUGCCAGAGACAGAUGCGCAGCCUGGGGACGUCCUGCUCUUCCCCACGGAGGACUCUGGCUCCCUCUUCAAGCACGCAGCUGUGUACCUUGGGAACGGAGAGGUCAUACAGUUCCAGGGAGUUGCUGGUGAGGGGAACACUGGUCAGGUCAUCAAGGAAGGUUUCCAGGACAUGGAAAAGGCAACAGGAAAAUGCCAGGUUUACCGGAAAAGAGGUGAGAUCGACCUGGAUGACCUCCAUAGUAAAGUCAAGGAGGCAGUGAACAGGGAAGGCAAUUUUGAGCAGCUCUUCAACAACUGCAUCCAGUUUGCCCUCUGGCUUCUGGGCUUGAAGGACAUCUACAAGCAACUGGUGGAAAUAAAAAAUGAAGAUGGGAAAAAACAGGCCAUCUCAAGCAGUUGUGAGAGGCAAUUUCAGGCAAUUCAAUUUCUGCUGUUGAAGACAAUCCCUGGGCGUGAUGUGGUUUUUGACAACGUGCCAGAGAGUGAAAUGCAGCCUGGGGACAUCCUGCUUGUCCCCAUACAGAGUGAUAACCCCAUCCACUGUCUCUUCAAACAUGCAGCUGUCUACCUUGGGAAAGGAGAGGUCAUACACUUCCAGGGACUAGCUGAUGAGAGUAACACUGGACUGGUGAGCAAGGAAGGCUUCCGGGCCAUGAGAAGGCAAAGGGGGGAGUGCCAGGUGUACCGGAAAAGAGGGGGCAUCAACCGCCGUGAACUGAAGAGAAGAGUCACACAGGCAAUGAACAGCAAAUCCCAGUAUCACCCAGGCACCAACAACUGCAUCCACUUUGCCCUCUGGCUUCUGGGCUUGUCUGACUUCUACAUGACUCUGGUGGAAAUACCAGAUUAGGAUGACAGUGAAGAGGAUGAGUGGUGCUCCAUGAUGUGAAGGGACUGGCAAGAGCCACAUCAGCCUGAGGAUGACCAGCCCUGACCCACACAGGAGCCUCAGCAUUGCCCCACGCACCCCAACGCCUCAUCCCAGGGAAGGACCUCUGCUGCGGAGGAGCUGUUCCCUUCUGCUUGCUGGAGCUUCAUUGCCAGGCAUGAAUUAGGUGCUUCAGGAAGGCUGCCUCCAUUAAAUGUCCCCAUUCCCUCCAGCAGCAUCUCCAAUGACAAUAAAGCAGAGAGCACAACAGU